AUGAGUAAGAUAGCGUUGGGGGACAUACCAGUUCUACAUCCUACGGAUGAUGAAUUCAGGGACCCCAUCGGGUUUUUGUCGCAGCCUGCUGUCCAAAGAAUGGGACAUAUAUAUGGAAUGAUCAAGCUUGUACCUCCUUCUUCAUUUCAACCGCCGAUGACGAUAAAUGAGAAUAAUUUUAGGUUUCAUGUUCGUUUGCAGACGUUGAGCGAGUUGGGUCUUUUAAACCGGUCUAGGCUAUUUUUUAUGAAGCAGUUGAACAACUUUUUAAGAGGACAUUCUCAAGGGGGAGGACGGCUAGCAGAUCCUUACUAUGUUGUUAAGCAAGAUAUUAAGAUUUAUUAUUAUGAUUUGUUUAUUGAGGUGUUGAAAUUUUACAAUAAACCGAUUGUAGAGGAGAAUGAAACAACUUGUCCUAGAAAGCGUAUCCGCGACGAUCCUGCAGAUAAACAGUCUGUACUCUUGAAAAUAGAACCAUUGGUAAAGGUUCUAGGUGAUGGAAAGCUUUGGAGGCAUCUUUGUAAAGUUUUCCAUGUUUCUAAUGAUGUACUUGUGUCGAUAUUCAAAUCCAGAAUUUCAAAGUACUAUCAGUUUUUGCAUAAACAAAGUUUAAGACACGAGGACUGUUCAUUUAUUAAAAGGUUAAUAUAUGAAGACGAGGAACCAAAGUCGCUUAUACAUGAUGAUUCCGAUAGCGAUUCUAACCCUGACUCUGAAUAUGAAUCUGAUUUAGAGGACGCCUGCGUCCUUUGCCAUAAAGAUAGUCCCUUGAGCAAGAUGAUAUUGUGCAAUAGCUGUAGGAAUCUUUUUCACAAAGAAUGUUUAAAUCCGAAUUUAACAUCUCCAAUAGAUAAUAACUGGGUUUGCAGUAACUGUAUAGUAGGAACAGGCUAUUAUGGAUUUAAGGAGGAGGAUCAUGAGUAUACUUUAAAGGAAUUUAGAAGUAAGUGUGUAGAAUUUGACAAAUUGUGUUUUCCUGAAGGCAAACCGGUGAAGGACAUUAAUUUCUUGGAGGGAAUAUUCUGGAGUUUAGUCAGUAAUAUUGAUAGCAAGAUGACUACUCGAUAUGGAGCGGAUAUUCAUAAUAAUGGGCCUGGAGAGGUGACGGCAUUUCCAACGUUGGACUGGAUACCAUCCAAUAUAAAGGAGGGUUCUAAAGAAUUCAAGGAUUACGUGGAGUAUGCUAACCAUCCAAUGAAUUUGUUGAAUUUGCCUAGAGCGGAUGGGUCUUUGUUACCUGUCUUUGGUAGAAUGAUAUCUGGUAUGACUGUGCCAUGGGUUUAUAUCGGCUCAACAUUUUCUACGUUUUGUUGGCAUUUAGAGGAUCAGUACACUUUAAGCGCUAAUUAUCAGCACGAAGGUGAUCCCAAAGUAUGGUAUAGCAUUCCCGAGCAUUCUUCUCGUGCCUUUCAUCGGAUGAUGAGGGAAAUAUCUCCAGACUUGUUCGAAAAGCAACCUGAUCUAAUGCAUCAAUUAGUUACUCUUGUUUCUCCUUAUGAAGAUAUAUUCCAAAAAGCUGGGAUUUCGUGCUAUAAAACUGUUCAACUCCCUGGUGAAUAUAUCGUAACAUAUCCAAAGUGCUAUCACGCUGGAUUUAAUACGGGUUACAAUUUCAAUGAGGCAGUUAACUUCACCUUGGAUCUAUGGGUACCUUAUGGGUUGCGUGCUAUUAAAGAUUAUAAACUUACAGGUAAGCGGUGUGUUUUUGAUAUGUGGGAAUUAAUGUUAAAUGUUUUGAUCCAAUACUUGGUGUCACCACGUAAAUUCCAGGAAGCACUAAUACGAAGAUGUCACUUAGAACUGCUGACUAUUUUUAAUUCAGAAAUGAAAAUCAUACAACAGCUACAAGGUGUUAUAAAACAUGAUAAUAUGGUGUUAGGGUUUGAAAGAAAUACUAUAGAUUACUCUGGGAAUGUGAUUUCUAUAAAGAAGGGAAGGGCCAGUGAGAAGUCUGGUUCUUUUAGUAAUGAUGAAGAGCAAGAUCUCUUUUGUUCUUUAUGCAAGACAAUCUGUCCAUUUGCUUUUGUUGUGCACUACCGUAUGCCGAACAGCCACAAGAGACGUAGGUUGCAAAAUAUGACACCCGCUCAAUGGAAUCAAUUAGAUGCCAAAAAGUCUCUAUCCAUUUUAUGUUUAGAGGAUUACUUAAAGUUAGUUGAGCAAGUUGAGAGUGACGAACGAACGAAACAAUUAAGUGAUAGCUCUGGGGAUGAUGAUAUGUUAGAUAUAUUUGAUAAUGACGAAUUGUACUACAUCAGGCAUCCUGAUGAUAUUAGAGAUCUUUUACAAAGAGCAGAGAAAAAGAUAGAUAGCUAUUUGUGA
Messenger RNA from Eremothecium cymbalariae DBVPG#7215, 2322 nucleotides. RefSeq names its product histone demethylase (gene JHD2). Gene Ontology annotation, biological process: chromatin remodeling. NCBI's taxonomy places the organism in Eukaryota, Fungi, Ascomycota, Saccharomycetes, Saccharomycetales, Saccharomycetaceae. Gene Ontology annotation, molecular function: histone demethylase activity. The record is from RefSeq and is a predicted model, not a curated record. Gene Ontology annotation, cellular component: nucleus. Bases 1 to 2322 code for a protein of 773 amino acids. The transcript has a single exon.